Messenger RNA from Brassicogethes aeneus, 615 nucleotides. The record is from the annotation of a GenBank genome assembly. Lineage: Eukaryota; Metazoa; Arthropoda; Insecta; Coleoptera; Nitidulidae.
AUGAAGACAUAUCGGCAAAAACUACUUCCGCAGGUGAUGCAAGUGAUCGCCGAUUUGGCCGAAGCAAAUGGCUCCACGAUGAAAUCCAUUUCCACCCAACUCCAAGGGCAGAACCUCGUCAAACCAAACAACCUUCCGGUGCAGGUAAAACGGGCACUCAAACAAGGUUUAGAAACCGGACUGAUCAAGCAACGGAGCGGGAAAUACAGGUUGGGCCUUGACGCCAAAGACUACGCCAUCUACAAGAGUUUCAUGAUGAUGGAGGAGACCGGCUCGAAGCAUCAUAGAAGAAAGAGGAAGAAGAUUAAAAGGAGGAGGAAACACAAGGAGUAUAACAGCGACAGUGAUGUUAGUAUCGACGAUACUCAAAACGAUAGUGAUGAUACAGAAUAUGCUGAAGACGAUUAUCCAGACGAUGAAAAAAGCAGUCGAAAGAAUAGGAAAUUCAAGUCGCGUGGGAAAACGCGCAGAAGAAAGCAAAGGAAGAAUGUGGGUAAAUCGGAUAAAAUCAGUUCCAAAACCGCACAAGAAGAUUAUACUAAAAAUGAUGCAGCCCUGUGCGACAACCCCGACUGCCUUUGUAAUAUGAAGUUGGACAAACAUGGCACAAACUAA